AUGGACAAGCACAAGAACCAGCACGAAGAGUCAUCCUCAAACUUCACAUCCGGGGCUCCGAACCCCUCACGUGAGCCUGGAUCUGUUCGACAGACUGAGAGCAGUAUGCCUCUGGUUUCCGGGGUGAACUCUCUCAAUCACAACAAGACCUCCCAGAUUGUCCAAUGGCUCGCCCAGGUCGAAUCGGACAAGGAGAACCAACAAUCCCCAUGCACACCCUCCACCACGACCCCAGCCUCGCAGCCUCCCCAGAACAACGCCGAGUUGGUAUCGACUUCUGCCGCCUCAGCCCAACAGGCGACCACUGCACCAGCCCCGUUGCCACCCACGAAGAAGUUCGUGUACAAGAAGGUUAGACGCGGCGCACUGCUCGGUCUGGGCGGAUCUGGAGGAUGGGUUCCCGCGAGCUAUGUCUGGGUUCGUGUGCCGGCUGAGACGACUGCCACCGCGAAGCCGGGCCAGCCCCCAUCUUCACCCAUGCCUCAGGACGACAGCGAGUCCCUCCGAAUUCAAGACGAGAGCAGCCCCCUAGUCGCUCCACCGAACUCUGAGGCUGACACCCAGAGUACGAUCCGCGCCGGAGAGCCGGCUUGCAACGUUAACGGCGAGCCACGUCAAUGA
This is a messenger RNA of Diaporthe citri, 621 nucleotides long. RefSeq lists its product as uncharacterized. Bases 1 to 621 code for a protein of 206 amino acids. NCBI's taxonomy places the organism in Eukaryota, Fungi, Ascomycota, Sordariomycetes, Diaporthales, Diaporthaceae. The transcript has a single exon. The record is from RefSeq and is a predicted model, not a curated record.